Molecule: messenger RNA, 1138 nt
Organism: Poecilia latipinna (sailfin molly)
Lineage: Eukaryota; Metazoa; Chordata; Actinopteri; Cyprinodontiformes; Poeciliidae
Gene: fbxo36b
Product: F-box protein 36b
Exons: 4
Coding region: 37-885 (282 amino acids)
Molecular function (GO): protein binding
Source: RefSeq, a predicted model, not a curated record
GACUGACGUUGUCAUAGCAACGCCUAAACACUUGACAUGGCGUCGCUUCUAACAGAUCCAUUGUUUGAGACUUAUGGACGGGGUCCUCCGCCAAUUAAAGAUUAUUAUCACUUUUUUGUCACCAAGUCAGAAAUAAUAUGGAGAUGGUGGAAGAUCUCUCCCAGAAUGGUGUACAGACACACCAAGCCUGGAGAGGUGAAGGAGUCUCUCAGUGACUUCUUGGAGGACACUGAUCUACAGAGAGAAGUCAGAGUGGUCUUUGGAGAUCAUGUCUUGGAGUUCACCAUGGCUUUGUGCGAAGGCCGUUACAAUUAUCUUGAUCGGCUGUCUGACUCACUCCUCCUACGGAUAAUAAACUUUCUGGAGCUUGAGGAUGUGGAUCAGCUUGGCCAGACCUCACGCAAGUUUCAGCAGCUGUGCGGGUCAGAGGAGUUCUGGGAGCAGGCAAUGCGUCGCCAUUGCUGCAGCAUUUCUGACGAAGUGGCGUCUCUGGCGAAGGAAAUAGGCUGGCGCACCGUUUUCUUCACCAACAAGUUACAUCUGCAGAAGCUGCUCAGCCGCAGGAGGAAGAUGUCUAAGGAGCAACAUGAAGGCCCCGGCACCGAUGAGGCGACACAGUCAGGGGAAUCUUCCACUGAAAGCUUUAAGGAGGAAAUUGACUUUGGUGCUGGAGCUGGUCCAGACUUUGACAAUAUAGAUCCACACGUUGACAGCACUGAGCCACACGUUGACAGCACUGAGCCACAUGUUGACAGCACUGAGCCACACGUUGACAGCGCUGAGUCACACGUUGACAGCACUGAGCCACACGUUGACAGCACUGAGCCACACAUUGACAACAUCUCCAACCAUAAUGCCACCUCUGGUUCAAACGUUGGAGUAUGAGUCCAUCAAACUCCUUUGCUGACUGUUUCAGGGACAACAUCAGGUUGUCUGAGGUUGAGACGUUGCCUCAAAACAGGAAGUUUUGACAGGAAGUCUUGAGGCAAAACUUCCUGCUCCCUCCCUAACUGAACAGGAGCACAAAGCCAAUCUGACUGACUUAUGCCUCAUUAAAAAUUGCUAAAAUUUCAGUUCAAUUCUUAUAGUUGUAUUACUAACAUGUGUGAUUAAAUAUCUGGUUAGUUGCUCAUUUGAA